Rasamsonia emersonii CBS 393.64 is the source of this 1329-nucleotide messenger RNA. RefSeq lists its product as uncharacterized. NCBI's taxonomy places the organism in Eukaryota, Fungi, Ascomycota, Eurotiomycetes, Eurotiales, Trichocomaceae. The transcript is spliced from 3 exons. The record is from RefSeq and is a predicted model, not a curated record. The coding region runs from base 1 to 1329 and encodes 442 amino acids.
AUGUCUUCUUCUGAACACCCUGCUGCUACUCCUGCUGCUGCUGCUACUGCUGCUUCCUCAGGGGUAUACGCUGCUCAACCUGCUUUUCCGCUCCUCGCUUCGUCUUUACUGUCUAGAUAUUGUCAUCAUCAGAAUUAUCACAAUCGCAAUCAUCAUCAAGAGGAUGAUCAGAAGGAGCAGAAUGAUCAUGAUAAUGCUACUGCAACUAUUCCUGCUACAAACGACGCCAAGCCAACGACGGCAUGGAAUCUCAUGACGGAUUUUGAAAAGGGUGUGAGGACUCGAGACGACAGCGACAGCUGCAGCCACAUCUUCCGAUGCGGCACCACGAUCGGAUUUUCCUGGCUGAAGAAGGAGGGGUGGUGGAAUGCGCGUGGACUUCGAUCGGUGGAGCAGGAGGAUCAGUGUAGGGAGAGGGUUGGGGAGCUACCUCGAAGACUCCUCGCCUCUCUCCUCCUAAGAAGUAAAGAGAGCAGUCGUUCAUCUCCACAACCAAAAGCAUUCAUCAUCCACCCGAGCAAUUCCAGCACUUUUGCUCCAGAGACAUUACUGCAGGAUGUACUGAGUCUUGACCGUCGUCAUCAUGAACCUGCUGUUUCGUCAUUACUAUCUCGCGACGAGGCCAUCACCCUCCUAGACGCCGUCCAGCUUCUUGCCGUGUAUGACUUUCCCAGCGCUGUGCAGGCUAUCAGCCAGGUGUCGGAUGCGCUGCAUGAACUACAGCAGGGACGACGAAAACACCCCUCGGGAGAAGAACAAGAAGAAGAGGAGGAUGAACCCAUCCUCCUCAUCGUCGAAGGCCUAGACGCCCUAACAGAGAGCGUAAUCCGCACCUCCAACCCCCUCCGCGGCAGCGCCCUCCUGAUGCCUGCGCUGCGGACGCUAACGCAUCUAUCGCGGGCGUAUGCGUCGUUUCUGUCCGUUUUGCUGGUCAAUACCCUCGGACUGGGGGGAACAACAUCAGCAGGAGCAUAUCAAAAACCGGCAUCUGCUGAUAAUACUCCCCAGUCCGUUCCCAUUACUGUUACAGAAGAUCGAACCCGAGCAUCGAUACUAAAUCCCGACGAUGGCGGCUUACAGUCUAUUUUCUUUCGCUCAGCAUCAGCAUCAGCAGGGUCAUGGUCAAGAGCAGGAGCAGGAACAGGCUCACUCCUCCCAACCCUCCUAUCGCGCACCCUCGACCAAGGCAUCGACUCGCACCUCCUGCUUUCGUCGGUGAAAGGAAAGAGCGUUGUCGAAGUGAUUAAGGAUCGGACGGGUGAUGGGGUUGGGAAGUGUGCAAUUACUACUAGGAAGUUUAUCUCCAGACGAACCCACAGAUCUAGAUGA